AUGGCCGGUGAGGAGGUGGUUGCCUCGCCUGUGAGCGAUGAAGAUGAAGAUAAAUACAUUCAAUCAUACAUACAUAUAAUUAUAAUGAUACGAAGGAAGGUUGAGAACACAGAGGAUAUUGUGUUGGAAGUUGUAUUGCUCUUUGCUGACGUUACAUCGAUUAUUGGAGCAUUCAGUGUAUUGGUAGCCUUUUGGAGGCUGAAACUACUUCGAAACCAUGUCACAAGAGUUAUCUCUUGUUUCUGCAUCACAUCAUUCAUCAAAGACCUCAUUGCAUUCAUCCUGACACUUACCAAAGCAUCCGAAACAAACUCAUUCUCAUGUUAUCUCUACGCAAUCGUCAUUACCUAUGGUAGUCUAAGUUGUUGGCUUUGGACUCUAUGUCUAGCUAUUAGCAUCUAUUUGUUGAUUGUGAAAAGAUAUCAAGAGAUAGAGAAAUUGGAGAAGUACUACUUCUUUGCUUGUUGGGGACUACCCAUAAUCAGUACGGUCACAAUGUUGGCUGAGAACACUGUGGAGUUUGUAGGAAGUUGGUGCUGGAUUGGCACAGAGUACACAGGCUACAGAUUCGGACUCUUCUACGGACCAUUCCUCUUGAUCUUCUUGUUGGCAGCUAUACUGGUCGGCAUGACCUGUCACUACACCUACCAAGUGAUCCACAAGGGUGUCUCGGAGAACAAGGACAAGCAUAUGUCUUACCAGUUCAAGUUGGUUAACUACAUCUUUGUGUUCCUCAUCUGUUGGAUCUUUGCCGUCAUCAACCGUAUCCUCAACUCGUUGGGCAGCUACCCCUACGCCAUCAACCUGCUGCACACCUACUUCAGUGUGUCGCACGGCUUCUACGCCAGUGUGGUGUUUGUCUACAACAACCCUCUGCUGUGGCGUUACAUCGGUGCCAAGGUGUUGAAGGUGUUCACUGUGUUUGGCUUCUGUCUGGAGACUGCGCAGGUGCUGGAGAAGAACAAGAACAACAACAACCCGUCGCCAUACAGCUCGAGCCGCGGCGCCGCCAAGAACUCUGGAAACAACAAUGGCAUGUUCUCUGGCGAAGAGGACGGCGACUGCGCCAACGACAACAUUAAGGUCGGUGCCGACAUCCCCAUGGGUGAGCUGUCGCCGCCUAUGCCCUCAAUCGACAUCGACACGUCCACUGGCACCACCACCACCGACGAGGAUUCGUCGUCGUCGCCGUCCGCUGGCCCGGGCAACGUGUAG
Molecule: messenger RNA, 1215 nt
Organism: Acytostelium subglobosum LB1
Lineage: Eukaryota; Evosea; Eumycetozoa; Acytosteliales; Acytosteliaceae
Exons: 3
Coding region: 1-1215 (404 amino acids)
Biological process (GO): cell surface receptor signaling pathway; adenylate cyclase-activating G protein-coupled receptor signaling pathway
Cellular component (GO): plasma membrane
Molecular function (GO): cAMP binding; G protein-coupled receptor activity
Source: RefSeq, a predicted model, not a curated record